AUGUCCUCCGAAUCCCAGCCUAUUUCAGCCGAGCGCUUCGCCUUCGCCAUCCAAGAUCUUCCCGCGGAGAACUUGUAUGCGAAGGCUCAAGAGCUCGAAAACUCGAUAGCUCAUCUCGAACGCUCAAACAAGACCCUCCAAGAAUACAUCGACAGCAUUCGUUCAGAUACAAGCCUUCCCGAGAGCAAGCGGGAGGAGGGUGACAAAGAUUGUUCAGAUGCGAUCCAGGAAAACCAGGUCGUCAUAGAGCGACAAAAGGAGAGGAUCGAGUUACUGAUGCGCGAAGUCGAGCGAAGAGGAGCGGGAUGGCAUGAAAUCAGCACGAAUGGCAAGGUCAACAGCAGUUCAGGCGACAGCGGUACAAAUGGCAGGACAGCAGACACGGAACGGAACGCAGGUGGACGAUUGACUGACGAGGAGCUGAGGCGGCAGAUGAUGGACCGGCUUGGGAAUGACGAGGAUGGCGAUGACCAGGAUGGAAUGCACCUGUGA
Molecule: messenger RNA, 492 nt
Organism: Cladophialophora yegresii CBS 114405
Lineage: Eukaryota; Fungi; Ascomycota; Eurotiomycetes; Chaetothyriales; Herpotrichiellaceae
Exons: 1
Coding region: 1-492 (163 amino acids)
Biological process (GO): proteasome regulatory particle assembly
Molecular function (GO): protein-macromolecule adaptor activity
Source: RefSeq, a predicted model, not a curated record